Messenger RNA from Triticum turgidum subsp. durum (durum wheat), 741 nucleotides. Lineage: Eukaryota; Viridiplantae; Streptophyta; Magnoliopsida; Poales; Poaceae. The record is from the annotation of a GenBank genome assembly.
AUGCUCCUCCUCAGAUCCCACCACCUCCUCCUCCCCCACGCCGCCCGCCUCCGCCCGCUCCGGAUGUCGGCCUCCAACCACUCCGGCGCCGGCGCCAGCUCCACCUCCGCCCCCUCGCCGCCGCCGGCCCCUGCGGUGCCCAAGUCGAGGAUCCCUUUCUGCCCAGCUUGUGGAAGUCCGACGAAAUUGGCCGUACCAGACGGGGAUGAGAAGAUGAGGGCUGUCUGUUCUUCUUGUGGGAGAGUGCACUACGAGAACCCCAAAAUGGUUGUCGGUUGCCUUGUGGAGCAUGAUAACAAGGUCCUCCUUUGCAGAAGAAAGAUUGAACCGGCUUAUGGCCUUUGGACUCUUCCUGCUGGUUAUUUGGAAGUCGGAGAGUCUGCAGCAGAAGGAGCCUCAAGGGAAACGUUGGAAGAAGCUUGUGCAGAUGUAGAGAUAGUCUCACCUUUUGCUCAGUUGGAUAUUCCGCUAAUUGGCCAAAGUUACAUUAUUUUCCGAGCAAGAAUGAAGACCCCCUGUUUCUCACCUGGAUCCGAGUCGCUAGAAUGUGCACUUUUUGCUUUGGAUGAUAUACCAUUCGAUUCUCUGGCAUUUUCUUCAAUCAUCGUCACUUUGAGAAUGUAUAUUGAAGAUGUCAAGGCUGGGAACAUCAAAUUCCAUUAUUGCACAAUAAACAAGAGGAUCGGGGCCGGCCCUUCGGAUCUCCGUAGCUUUGAUAUCGACAACCAUUUAGCCGUAUGA